Messenger RNA from Carlito syrichta (Philippine tarsier), 4526 nucleotides. It is a transcript of the gene AGGF1, whose product is annotated as angiogenic factor with G-patch and FHA domains 1. Gene Ontology annotation, molecular function: nucleic acid binding; protein binding. The coding region runs from base 381 to 2531 and encodes 716 amino acids. The transcript has 14 exons. The record is from RefSeq and is a predicted model, not a curated record. Lineage: Eukaryota; Metazoa; Chordata; Mammalia; Primates; Tarsiidae.
CCGCCCACCGCUGGCGCCGUCGUUUCCGGGUCACCCCGGAAGCGGUCGGAGCAUUUCUGUCCCCUGGCCUUCUGAGCCCCUUCCUUCGCCAGCGUCUUUCCCACCGUCUCGGUCGCCGGGGAAGGUGGUUGCCUGGGAGGUUGUCCAGUUUCACAGCCGCGCAGAGCGGGCAAGGGCCGUCCUCCGUGCCCUUGCUUGUCCGCAGCCCCGUCCGGCGAGCGGCGCCGAGUUCCAGGGCGCCAUGGCCAGGGCCCGCCGCGGCCGGCCGGCUGUGAGGCCGCCCUUCGCUGCCCGCGCGCUCCCGCGGCCCCUGCGUCCGCCUGCGCCCGUCUCGGCCUGAGCGCAGCCCCUCAGCGGCCGUGGCCGCCUCGUCGGAGGGCAUGGCCUCCGAGGCGCCGUCCCCGCCGCGGUCGCUUUCGUCGUCGCCGCCGGCCUCCCCCGAGCCCGAACUGGCGCAGCUGAGGCGGAAAGUGGAGAAGUUGGAACGCGAGCUGCGGAGCUGCAAGCGGCAGGUGCGCGAGAUCGAGAAGCUGCUGCACCACACGGAACGGCUGUACCAGAGCGCCGAGAGCAGCAACCGCGAGCUCCGCACGCAGGUGGAAGAACUCAGUAAAAUACUCCAUUGUGGGAGAAAUGAAGAUAAUAAAAAGUCUGAUGUAGAAGUACAAACAGAAAACCAUACUCCUUUGUCAGUCUCAGAUUAUUAUUAUCAGACAUACUGUAAUGAUAUUAGUCUUCCAAAUAAAGUGACUGAACUCUCAGAGCAGCAAGAUCAGGAUAUUGAAAAUCCUACUUUCAAUUUGAAAGACCAGUUACAAGUAGAAAAUGAUGUUUACACUGAUACCAAUAUCACAGAAAAUGUUGAAUGUAGACAAGAGGACCAUUUUGCCUCAAGUUCACAGGAGCCAACAUCUGUGUUAGCAACAGAAGAUACAUCCUUAGAAGGGUCAUCAUUAGCUGAGAGUUUGAGAGCUGCAGCUGAAGCUGCUGUAUCACAGACUGGAUUUAGUUAUGAUGAAAAUACUGGACUAUAUUUUGACCACAGCACUGGUUUCUAUUAUGAUUCUGAAAAUCAAUUAUAUUAUGAUCCUUCUACUGGAAUAUAUUACUACUGUGAUGUGGAAAGUGGUCGAUAUCAGUUUCAUUCUCGAGUUGAUUUGCAACCUUAUCAGAUGUCUAGUACGAAACAAAGUAAAGAUAAAAAGUUGAAGAAGAAAAGAAAGGACCUGGAUUCUUUUAGGACAAAUGAGGAAAAGGAUUUGAGUUCAGAAGAUCAAAAAGCCUUCAGUGUUGAACAUGUAAGCUGCAAUGAGGGAACACAUUUUGCAAAUAUGAGAAAGAAGGCCAAAUUAGACAUUCAUCACAAAAAUAGUCCUCCAAAACUCACUGUUCCAGUUAGUGGAAAUACUAUAGAAUCUCAUCUUAAUGAAAACAUCUCAAAUUCAACUUCAUUUAAAGAUGAAAAUAUCAUAGAGACUGAUAGUGAGCCAGAAGAAGGUGAAAUUACAGACUCUCAGACUGAGGAUAGUUAUGAUGAAGACGUUACCAGUGAAGGCGGUGUAACUGCUGAAGAUUCUGAGGAUGAAGAUGAGGAAAAAAUUUGGCCCCCGUGUAUUAGAGUAAUUGUUAUUAGAUCACCAGUAUUACAGACAGGAUCACUCUUCAUCAUUACAGCUGUAAAUCCUGCUACAAUUGGAAGAGAAAAAGAUAUGGAACAUACUCUCCGAAUCCCUGAAGUUGGUGUCAGUAAGUUUCACGCAGAAAUUUACUUUGACCAUGACUUGCAGAGUUAUGUCCUUGUGGAUCAAGGCAGUCAGAACGGCACAGUUGUUAAUGGAAAACAGAUUCUUCAGCCGAAAACUAAAUGUGACCCCUAUGUACUUGAGCAUGGAGAUGAAGUGAAAAUUGGGGAGACUGUGUUGUCCUUUCACAUUCACCGUGGCAGUGAUACCUGUGAUGGCUGUGAACCAGGGCAGGUUAGAGCCCACCUUCGCCUUGAUAAGAAAGAUGAAGCUUUUGUUGGUCCAACACUAAGCAAGGAGGAAAAGGAGUUGGAAAGAAGAAAAGAAUUAAAGAAAAUACGAGUAAAAUAUGGUUUACAGAAUACAGACUACGAAGAUGAAAAGAAAUUGAAGAAUCCAAAAUACAAGGAUAGAGCUGGAAAACGUAGGGAGCAGAUUGGAAGUGAAGGAAUUUUCCAAAGAGAUGAUGCUCCUGCAUCUGUUCAUUCUGAAAUUACUGGUAGCAACAAAGGCCGGAAGAUGUUAGAGAAGAUGGGCUGGAAAAAAGGAGAGGGCCUCGGGAAAGAUGGCGGAGGAGUGAAAACUCCGAUCCAGCUUCAGCUUCGGCGAACGCAUGCAGGCUUGGGGACAGGCAAACCAUCCUCAAUUGAUGAUGUUCACCUUCUCCAAAACAAGAACAAAAAAAAUUGGGACAAAGCACGAGAGAGGUUUGCUGAAAACUUCCCUGAAACUAAACCUCAAAAAGAUGCACCAGGGCCCAUGCCUUGGGUAAAAGGGACUGUAGAGUAAAAGCUAAUCAUUGAACAAAAUUCAAACUUUUUUUAAAAAGAGUUUGGAAACUCUUAUUUUAUUACAGAAGUUUUCUCCCCCAAAGUGUCAGUAGCUUGAGGGAGCUGUGUCACAGUUUACUCCCUUAUGAUUUAGAAAUGUGUUAUAAAGUGUCAUUUGCAGCUUUUAAAAACUAUUUUAUAAACUAAUAAAUAGUGACUGAAUCAAGUUAUGUAGUAAGUGGACUAAAGUUCACAGGGCACGGAUGAGUUUACCAAACUUUGUUAAUUUUAUCUUGUCAUUUACAACAACCAUAUAACUGACCAGCCAUGUAAACAAAACUCAUAUAACCACAAUGACUUAAAUAUAUAUUUGUCCUUGUCUCCAUAUAUUCAUUAUUGUAAGAUGCACAAAAGAAACAUCAAAAGUUAUAAAAAAUAAUCUGACUAUAUGCAUCUUUGUUUAUGCCCUUUAGAAUUUAAAUUUAGAUAAAAAAUGUUGAGAAAACAUGGGUAGUGGUUUGUACAUUUUAUUAUUUUUGGAAUAGUCUAAAUAAUAUUAUUGAAGAACUAAUGAACAGGUGACAUGUUGUAGAAAAUUAGUCUUUUAUUAUUUUCUUCUGUGAAGAAUCUAUUGAUUUGUACUAUAUAUCCAGCAUUUACAUUUGGUUUGUUUCACAGCUAAUGAGGUAUUUAGCUAUGAACAACUGAGUACAGUAUUGAAAUAGUCAACAUGCUGGCAUUUGUAGUUUUAGUAAAUACCAUUGCAGGCAAUGGAGUUGUGCCAGAGAAAUCUGAUUUCCAGUGCAGAAGGAAUGCUUAGCCAGGGCCUCAACCUCAAGAUAUUUACUGAAAAUGUCCUAGAUGCAAUAAAAACAUUAUGACAUUAGAGGAAGUAAUAUGUUGAACCAGUGAUUUAGCAUAUUGAUCUGCUUUGAAUUUGCAACUGGUUAAAAUUUUCCUCUUUAUAUGGGUAGUUAUAACAAAGGGGAGCCUCAGGUAGAACUGCAGUGCAGCUUUUUGGGCACAGGUGUCACUGCUCUGCCAGCUAUCGCUAUUUUCUUUUGUGUUCAACUUUUCUCUCAGCUGUUUGCUGGGAAUUGAUGCUGGAACUGACCCUUUUUUGGCAGUGAAUAUAAGUUGUAGCUUCCCUAUCUCCUCCAAAGAAAUGUCUUCAAGAUGUAGAAAUAAGGAAAAUUCUGAAAAUAAAAAUUAUACAGUAGUGAAGAUAAUUCAGAAAGAAAAGCUGCCUAUUGGAAUUUACCAUCUAAAUGGUAUAGGAUACUUUGGGAAAAAGAGAAACAGGGAAAGAGAAAUUAUGACUGAAGGUGAGAGAUAAGAACAAAUUGUCCAGUUCUGAUAGGCUUAAGCUGGGGUCAUCAGGCCCUAUAACUCCAAAUUUGGGUAAAGUAUUUUUCUUUAUCCUUCCUGGCGUCCUACACAGUCUGACACAUACAUGUGUACAUCAGACUUGGAGACAGCAGAAGUGUCCUGCAUUAUUUUCUCUGAAAUAGAAAAAAAUAGCUAUUCAUUUAAAUGUGAUUCUGGUGCUGGUGCCCUGUACACAAGGUAACAAUGUAGGGACCCCUAAAGUAGGUCUUGCUUCUGGUGGAUCUUACUUAUUGGGUUUGUAUGUGGCUAUCAAUAAUAUUUCCUAUUUUAUUAUUGGGAAAAACAUUUUUCAUAAUUUUCUUCUGUUAAGAGAAUGGAAAAUUUGAAAAUAGUGAUAAAAAUUGAAAUAUAUGUGGUAUUUGCAUUAUUAACCCCUUUUCAGAUCUAAAGUCUCAGGGUCCCACUAUAUAGUGGUUAAAAAACUGAAUAACAUCUGGGUUUAUUACCAUCUGUUAAAUAAGAAUAAUAUUUAUUUCACAUGUCUAUCUUGAAUAGCAGAUGAGAAGAUGUAUAUAAAAGCACUUUGUAAACUGUAAAAGUACACAUGUGAGCUUCUAUUUGUUUAGAAGCAUAAAUGUGAAUUAUGUACAGUUUGGAUUAUGCAUAAAAUUUUUUGUGUCUAAUA